UAUUGACAGCUCUUUUGAGCUGAGGAUGUCCAUCAAGCCGAGAGUCACCACGGCUGUCCUGAUGUCCGUCCAAGGCGCUCGCGGGGACUACCUCUCUCUUGAGAUGGUGGACGGAGUGCUGUACCUGUGCUGUGAGAAUGGAGGAGGCCAGAUAGUUGCUACCUAUGUGCCUCCCGAGGGGACCUUUUUCCCGUGCGAUGGCAACUGGCAUGACAUCCUAGUGGAGAAGACCAAGAAUCUGCUGACCUUGACAGUGGACGGUGAGCCAGGGGAGCCCGGCCUUGGCAGUUACAACUUCCCCUCUGCCGACACUACAGCUCCGCUCUUCUUCGGUGGCAUACCCGAUGGUGCCAGUCAUACAGGCCUGACCACCGCGGAGAGAUUCGUGGGCUGCAUCCGUGACGUCAUGCUACGCGACGACCUGGUCAACUUCAAGGAAGCGGAGAACAUCGUGGGCGACAUCAACGUCAUGUCCUGCCCGGCCACCUAGAGAGGGCGCUACAACUUCCAACGAGGUUCUGCAAAAAAAUGCAGAAAUGUUGAGCACUCCUAGCAUACAUCAAGUUGUAUUUGCGUUUUUACAUUUACUCUUCAAAUAAGUGUUUUUUCUAAGGUUUGUGUAGUCUGCAUUGUGCGGAUUAGUUAUCUGACCUUAAUUGUUUUGGGUUUUAUUGUGAUAAUGGAAAAAGGGGGUGGGGUGUGU
Messenger RNA from Patiria miniata (bat star), 703 nucleotides. Its product is annotated as laminin subunit alpha-2-like. NCBI's taxonomy places the organism in Eukaryota, Metazoa, Echinodermata, Asteroidea, Valvatida, Asterinidae. Bases 26 to 490 code for a protein of 154 amino acids. The transcript has 4 exons. The record is from RefSeq and is a predicted model, not a curated record.